AUGAAUGCACUUGAGGAGGUUUAUCUAGUUGCAAGAGCUCAAACAAUUAUGGAUAUUUGCAGUACUCUUCCAGGCUAUUUGUUUACCGUGCUUCUAGUUGAUAGGAUGAGAAGAUUUGCAAUUCAAUUGAUAGGAUUUUUCUUUAUGGCAGUGUUUGUGUUUGUGACAACCUUUCUUUAUGAUUAUUGGAUUAAGGAAGAUAAACAAAUAGUAUUUAUGCUAUUCUAUAACUUAACCUUCUUCUUUGCAAAUUUUGGACCUAAUGUCAUUGUAUUUAUUGUGUCGGAAGAGAUUUUUACUGCUAGAUUCCGUUUUACUUGCAUUGGAAUAUCAUCUACAACAGACACUUUCGGGGCUAUGGUUGCUUCAUAUGGAUUCAUGUACUUGUCACAAAACAAGGACAAGAGUAAAGCAGCUGUAGGGUAUCCUACACGUAUUGGUGUGAAGAAUUCACUCAUUGUGUUGGUGGUGAUUAACACUAUAGCAUUCUUGUUUACUUUUUUGGUGCACAAGGCAAAGGGAAAUUUUUUGAAGAAAACGUCACCGGAGAAAGCUGAAACCACUAGAGAAUGUUAA
This is a messenger RNA of Lathyrus sativus (Indian pea), 576 nucleotides long. Lineage: Eukaryota; Viridiplantae; Streptophyta; Magnoliopsida; Fabales; Fabaceae. The record is from the annotation of a GenBank genome assembly.